AUGUGGAGGAGAACAUAUCUGCUUCUCCUCCUGGUGCGCAUCUACUUUGCCCUCUCUCCAAGCUACAUCCAUCCAGAUGAGAACUUCCAGGGCCCGGAGCUCUUCGCCGGCCGUCUGUUCUCAUACCCUUCCCAGCUAACAUGGGAGUUCACCUCUGACACCCCGAUACGCAGCAUCUUCCCGCUAUGGCUUGUCUACGGCCUCCCGAUGACCCUGCUCAAGUGGCUGUGGGCAGAGACCGGCAACGGCAACCCCCCGCCACAGCUGAUAUACUAUGUCCUGCGUCUCACCAUGUUCCUCCUCAGUCUCAUACUCGAGGACUGGGCCAUACAUGAGCUGGUGCCCAGUCCGCGGAAACGAAGGCAGACCGUCGUCCUCGUAGCCUCUUGCUACGUCACCUGGACGUACCAGACACACACCUUCUCCAACUCGCUCGAGACGCUGCUGGUUCUCUGGAGUCUGGUCUUGAUCCAGCGCAUCGUCGAGAACAAGCAUCGGUCAUCGGUGUUUACAUGCGCAUUCCUCUCUCUCGUUGCUGUUAUGGGGGUUUUUAACAGGAUAACUUUUCCGGCUUUCAUCAUGAUACCCGCACUUCAACUAGUGCCUCAUUUCAUUAACAAACCAUUUUCAUUCAUAUCUCUUGCAUUCUUUGGCCUUUUAUUUUCUUUCUUCGCAGUCUCCAUCGAUACCACGUUCUAUACCUCCCCCGAUACCUUCUCAGACUUCAUCAACAACCCGGUAAUCACGCCCCUCAACAACCUCCUCUACAACUCGGAUUCUUCCAACCUCGCCAACCAUGGCCUGCAUCCCAGAUACCAACACUUCCUCGUCAAUCUCCCCUUACUCCUAGGACCAGCAUACAUCCUAUCCAUCUGGUCUGUCUUCACCAAGGGUCCUACAUCACCGACCUUCCACAUGCGCAAUAUGCGCGCAUACUCUGCCCUCUUCGGGGCGGUCAUCAUAUCCCUCUUUCCGCACCAGGAGGCUCGUUUCCUAAUGCCAUGUGUUCCACUCUUACUCACUUGCUUUAGACCGCCUAAAUCACGCGUCUUCCUAGCAGCCUGGAUACUGUUCAACUGUACCCUGGGCGCAUUCAUGGGUAUAUACCACCAAGGCGGCGUGGUACCCGCACAAAUACACAUACCAACACUCCUGGCGGAUUCUCUACCUCCGCCAGAAACAGAAACAGGACUUAACCGUACAGUCACCGUGUUGUGGUGGAAAACAUACUCCCCCCCCUUCUGGCUGGUAGGCGACAGCUACGGUAGCGAUAUUUCUAUCACCACGAGGGAUCUAAAAGGCAUUCCUAGACCGGAAUUCCUUUCCGAAGCUAUACGUUCUGUACCGCAGUGUGUGGCGGAUACUAACCCGUUUGAAUUCCUGCAUGGCGUGCCUAAGAUAAAGAUCGAUGGGGGGCUGACGCUUCUUGUUGCGCCGAGAUCGAAUCCGUUUCUGGACCAGUUUGUUGUGCCGGACGGGGGCGUGGAUGAAGACGUUGAUGCAAGACGGGAUAUUAGACUGCAUAAGCUUUGGCAGUACGAUCGACAUAUUAAUAUGGAUGAUUUUGAUCCUGGUGAUGAUGGGUUGGCUGGGGCGGUGGCGCAGGUCUUUGGUAGAUACGGCCUGGCUAUUUGGCUUGUUACUCGUCCGUGCUGA
Molecule: messenger RNA, 1656 nt
Organism: Microsporum canis CBS 113480
Lineage: Eukaryota; Fungi; Ascomycota; Eurotiomycetes; Onygenales; Arthrodermataceae
Product: GPI mannosyltransferase 4
Exons: 4
Coding region: 1-1656 (551 amino acids)
Biological process (GO): GPI anchor biosynthetic process
Cellular component (GO): endoplasmic reticulum membrane
Molecular function (GO): alpha-1,2-mannosyltransferase activity
Source: RefSeq, a predicted model, not a curated record